AAGCACCAUUGGCAUCGGUGUCGCACAGUGUUGAUCCCCUUUGUGAUAGAUGUCGCCCCAUGCCUUUGAUGCGCACGAGCACAAGAAGUGUCCACAGAUGUGGCUGAAAGUUGGGCAGUGGUAUCUAGGGAUAGCCACCAGGCAGACCAACUCCAUCUCCGAAGCAGGGGCCAGCAUUGCUGGGACUUGUGAGACCGGCGCUUUGAGGGGGUGGAUUGGCAAACACAUCACAAUUGGACGGGUGCUGUCGGUCGAGACGACAAUCGGAGUCACCAUCAGUUGAUAGGGCUCCAAGUCCUUCUGGGCAAGGCCUGAAGGCUGAAGGUAUAGGGUGGCUGGUUUCAAUAGAUAGAGAUCGUUAGGGCUGAUUGCUGCCCCUGUAGCUUGCUCACAGAAGGGCCUUUGCAAGGGGGCCAAAACGUACAUUUUGCCACUAAUAUUAAAGUGAUGGGGGAUAUACUCCGCCAGGCUCAGCUGAUCUGCCUAUUUGGCAGAAAGUGAAGCUGAAGUGAGAGAAGUCCUGUUGUGUCAUGCGCACAUUUCCCCUGGUUAGCAACUCUCCGCUGCAGAUGCAUCAGUAUCUCAAGCGCCAUAGAAUAUUUUUGUGCAAAGCCAACCAGGCCAAGCCACAUUGGAGUUGCGGCACUGACUAGGAUGACAUGAGAAAGCCAUCGUUCACAGCGUAAUUCAAAGUUGCCUCAGGGCGCACGCAUCAGCGGUUAUAAACUGGAAUACCUUCACAACAAUGAAGCUUACGUAGCUCUUGAUAGUUCCUGGUUAGUGGUCACUUAAGCCCCCUCCCGCCAGCUCUUGUUGCUGGUUGGACAAAGUGCCCUCUGGUCAGGAGUGUGGUGGUUACUUGAUUGAUGGCACGCUCCAAGUCUCCCUGGCCAUCCCUGCGGGCUACUGUGGUUUCCCUCUUAGGUUCUGGCCGCCUGCCGCUACUGUCACUCUCCCUCAUCCUAGUUGUUGUUGUUUACUUUCAAAUAGUGGCAGUCUCAAGGCUGGGCCCCAAGGUCCAGCCGUUUGAGGGGUUUGGGACCCUCGGGGAGAAGGAGGCGCAACGGGUCGUGCAGGAGAAGAAAACAGAGGCGCGGAAGCUUCCGAGCUCCAUCGGGUGCCCUGACAGUCCCCGUGACGUGCCUGCUGACGUCAUCUUUUCGGCCCGGCAGUGGCUCAAGCCCUGGUCGAGCGACAUUCAGGAUCACCCCGAGAAGCGAUUCACCGAGCGGACGAUGGACGAGUUCUUCGCAUGGCUGGAGCAGCAAGGAUUCGGGGUCGCUAGGAUCCGGGUCACGAACGGCAUGUUAAGCAAACCCGUUAUGGUCAAGGGCCGCGAAAGAGAAGACAGUACGUAUCUACAAAGAGUUGCAAGGUGGUAUUUGCUGUUUGACACCCUCCAACGAACGCGCGGCUUGCCAAGCUAUCUCGAUCUCGUUGUCAGCACGGCAAUCACCCCCUUAUUACCGCUCAGCGUACCCUCCCUGAGUCGUCCCCCGUUGUUUGGCUACUUUGCACACGAAGGUUUUCUUGACGUUCCGCUUCCGUCGUUUGAGCUUUACGGUAGGUUACGAAAGUGGCGGAAAAACGUUGUGUUGGCCCAUCCGUGGAUCAGUCGGAACCCGAAAGUAUUUUGGAGGGGCCCCCCAGAAGGAUCGGGAAAAGGGGGCGAAAAAGAGCAUUGGAAAAACCACCCCAGUGCAGCUAUGGUUCGCCUUGGGAGGAAGAUUCCGGAAGCAGUGGACGCGAGGUUUGAGGACUGCCGACCGGUUGGCUGCUCAGAGGAGCUCUGGCGGAAAGUUUACCGAAACGAGUUGACGACAGAGACUAACGUAAGUUACUCGGAUUACCUACGGCACAGGUUCGUCGUGGCUACAGACACCUCGUCCUUGGAGAGUCGAUUCUCCUACCUGUUGUCGACAAUGGCCGUCGUCUUGAAACCGAAGUCGUUAACGAAGGAAUACUUUGAGGAGUUUCUCGUUCCGUUUGUGCAUUUCGUUCCACUUGAAGCGCAAGGGGGGGACUGGGAGGAGAGGAUAAAGGAGUUGCAAGCUAACGUUGUGCGAGUGUCCGAAAUCAGUAGAGAGGCGACCAUAGCGUUUGAAGAACACGUCGUAAACGAUAAGUGGCUGGACUAUGCUUGGGCUCUCGUGUCAGCAUAUGCGCUUCUGCAACAAACGGAACAGGAUUGACCUUCGAAUGAACCGCUUUUGUUGCUACACUUCGUACUUUCAAAGAGUUCAGAAGGAUGGCCCGACACUGUGCUGCGGGGUAUGUAAUGGUGGU
Molecule: messenger RNA, 2286 nt
Organism: Klebsormidium nitens
Lineage: Eukaryota; Viridiplantae; Streptophyta; Klebsormidiophyceae; Klebsormidiales; Klebsormidiaceae
Source: the annotation of a GenBank genome assembly